ACAACAAAUUUAGUCAUCUCAUAAAUUAGGGAACACAAGAAAAAUAAAAUAAAAAACAUUUUUGUUUUUACUACUCAAAAAUACCACUCAAAGAAAAUGAUGAUGAACAAAGUUGUUUUGGGUUCGUUUCUGUUUUUCAUGUUGGUGAGUUCGAAUUUUGUGGUGGAGGCUCGUCCUUUGGGUUUAACGAAGGCUGAAGAGAACCUCGUGGCUAAGUUCUUCGAUGGUUUGUCACUUGGGGCGAUUAAGGAGUCGGGUCCUAGCUCUGGUGGUGAGGGUCAUCGGUUCGUGGACCGGACUGAGACGCUUGAAUAUGGUAAGCAUUCAGGUCCCAGCACGAGUGGACCCGGUCACUAAGUUCCCGACCGAACCAGUUAAUGUGGCUGCUUUGGUCUAGCUCCGGAAAUUGAUUGCUUUGUUUAGUUUUUUUUCAGAUUAAUUAUUCAGAUUUUUCUUUUUAUGCUUAGAACUUGGGAAAAUCAAGAAUUGGAAGAACCUCAUUUGUUCUCUGUAGGAAUAUUCUUUUGUUAACUUAUUGAAAUUCAUUUGAUAAUAAUGUACAAUGUAAUAUAUAUUGUAAUUAAUUUAUUAUUCUGAUUAUGUGAAUGAAUAACUGGAUAUUCAUGUUUUU
This is a messenger RNA of Arabidopsis thaliana (thale cress), 631 nucleotides long. RefSeq lists its product as uncharacterized. NCBI's taxonomy places the organism in Eukaryota, Viridiplantae, Streptophyta, Magnoliopsida, Brassicales, Brassicaceae. Bases 97 to 357 code for a protein of 86 amino acids. Gene Ontology annotation, biological process: innate immune response; regulation of developmental process. The record is from RefSeq and is marked reviewed. The transcript has a single exon.